GCACACCAUUCAGAGGAAGGCCACGAGGAAGAGUCAUGGUCAGCAGUGCUGUGUGAGACUAGAUAUAUUUCUUCUCUGGUUUCACAUGAAAGGUCCUCGCUGUGCAACUUUAACAUCAAUUAGUAAUGUGAAACUGGCAUUACAAAAAUCAGUCUAAGAGUUUCUCAGGAACCAGAGCAGCAGGAGUAACAUCCUGUCAAAACCCAGCUUUACACCAUGGAGUCUAAGGAUGAGCAACAACCCACAAGCAGCUCUGUGGGAAGAAGCCCCAGCCAACAGUACAGAUCAAACCCAUCCACAUCCCAACACCCUGAAAGUCCACGGAAUUUCAGCUAUAACGGGAGUAUUUCACCAGUCGACACCAGUCUGCAUUAUGAACCACGGGAGUACACAGAGACAGACUUUCUGCUCCCCUGUAAACUCUACGGUGGGUCAAGGCUCAGUGGAUCCGUGGGGACAAAGGAUGCAGUUCGCCCAAGUGUACCUGCAGAGUCAGUCUGCUCCAUGGUCUUGCAGAUCCUGGUGCCAUUUCUGCUGGCCGGGUUUGGCACAGUCUCUGCUGGGAUGCUGCUGGAUGUGGUUCAGAACUGGGAUGUGUUCCAGGAAAUCACAGAGCUCUUCAUCCUGGUCCCUGCUGUAUUGGGCAUGAAGGGAAAUCUGGAAAUGACUCUGGCUUCUAGACUCUCAACUGCUGUGAGUGUGAACACAGGAAAAAUGGAGUCUGCCAGAGAAAAAUGGAUGUUGAUUGUUGGGAACCUGGCGCUCAAGCAGCUUCAAGCCACAGUGUUGGGCUUGUUAGCCUCUCUGAUGGCAACUGUCUUGGGCUGGAUGGCAGAGGGAAAGAUGCCCUUUAAUCACGUAGUUCUUUUGUGCUCAGCCAGUGUUUCUACAGCCUUUGUGGCUUCAUUGCUGCAAGGUAUCAUCAUGGUGGCAGUGAUCAUUGGGUCCAAGCGAAUGGGAAUCAACCCUGACAAUGUGGCGACGCCCAUGGCAGCCAGCUUUGGGGAUCUCAUCACUCUGGCCUUGCUGGCCUGCUGCAGUCAGUGGUUCUACUCUUUCACAGAACUGUAUCCCUAUGUGCUGUACCUGGUGGACCUGUUAUUUUUGUGCCUGAUCCCUCUCUGGGUGGUCAUCUCCUCCAAACACCCAGCCAGCAACAUCCUGCUUCGCACAGGUUGGGAACCAAUCAUUACAGCAAUGGUCAUCAGCAGCAUUGGAGGACUUAUUCUGGACAAGUCUGUGUCAGAUCCAAACUUGGCAGGAAUCAUAGUUUAUGCUCCGGUCAUAAAUGGUAUCGGAGGAAACCUUGUCUCCAUACAGUCGAGUCGUAUUUCUACAAAUCUGCAUUUGAAUUUCUCACCUGGAGAGGUUCCUGAGGACCGUAAGAGCUGCUGCCACAGCCCUUGCCGCACUUUCUUUGGUUCAGGAGCAAACCAUCGAUCUGCCCGGAUCCUGCUUCUUUUGGUCCUCCCUGGUCAGUUGAUCUUCUUAUACACCAUCCACCUGAUGAAAGGUGGACACACUUUCCCCAGUCCUCUCUUAACUGUCGUCUUCUUGUCUGCUUCCCUGAUUCAGGUCUUCUCCCUGCUGUGUAUAGCCGAUUGUAUGGUCCACUGGCUAUGGCGGAGACGUAAAGACCCCGACAGUUACUCAAUACCCUACCUCACAGCCCUUGGAGACUUUCUGGGGACUGCCCUCCUCUCUCUUGCCUUUCUCCUGCUAUGGUGCGUUGGUGACUCAGGCAGAGUAUAGGCUCAAAACAAGAGAAGGCUUGAGGCAGAACAAAUUCAGUACUUAGAGUGGUAAUGGAAGGAAGUCUUUUGGUUAGGGGUUUUCCUAACUUUAGAUAGGCUUCUUGAAGCGGAGUGACUGGGCAGGUUUUUGGGUUCGUCUGAGCAUUCUCGGACCGGUGUCAGGCUCGUAACGAGGCGAGUAAAAGAAGAAUCGUAAUUACAAUUUCAAUUUCUUUGUGAGAUACCCCACUUCCUGCUUUCUCAUCAAGAUACCAGGUCCUUUUGAGUUUUAAAUUGUGAUGUCUAGACCUCUUAAAACCUCUCACCUGGAUACAAAACCCUGCAGGAUACCCAAGGUGUGAGACACACCCCUGAAAAGGGUGUGAAAGCGUGUU
Molecule: messenger RNA, 2128 nt
Organism: Toxotes jaculatrix (banded archerfish)
Lineage: Eukaryota; Metazoa; Chordata; Actinopteri; Toxotidae
Gene: slc41a2a
Product: solute carrier family 41 member 2a
Exons: 11
Coding region: 217-1752 (511 amino acids)
Biological process (GO): monoatomic cation transport
Cellular component (GO): plasma membrane
Molecular function (GO): monoatomic cation transmembrane transporter activity
Source: RefSeq, a predicted model, not a curated record